AUGCCUGCUGACCAGGACUCCCUCUAUGGACAGCCCCGUUUGAAAAAGAACAAAACUGAACAAACCACCUCAAGCCUCGCCUUCACCUCUCAGCUCUCUUCACUCAUCGCCCAAGAUGCAACCUCCGGCUCGUCGCGUGGACGCCACCGUCCCUCCAAGAAUCCGAAGUCGGAUAUCUUCUCAAAGCAGAACAAAGGCACCAAGAAACGCGCAGCUGCCGAUCUUGCAGAUGACAACAGGGCCGUCAAGCAGGUCCACAGAAGCACCCAGGACAUUGGCUCUAUAGAUGCCAACACGCUAAGCCGGUCUCGACGCCGCAUGCAGGAAAAAGCGCGCCUUUACGAUGAUAUGAAGAAGGGAUUGCAUCUUGCCGGUGAUAGUGAUGAUGAUGACAUGCCAAUUGAUCCAUCUGACCCGAACGCCUAUCUGGCCCGACUACGACGCAAGGAGAAAGAUGUACUAGUUGAUUUCGAUCUCAAGCACGCAAACGAGGAAACGUUCAAACAAGAUGAGUCUGAUGAUGACAAUGCAUCUAUUGUUUCCUACGAAGACGAAUUUGGCCGUUCUCGCCGUGGCACUCGCGCCGAAGCUGCCGAAGCUGCUCGCGCCAAGGAAGAAGAAGCAGGUGGCAAAGCUGCCCAGGAACGCUGGCGCCCUGCUCGUCCUGAUAAUUUGAUAUACGGAGAGACCGUUCAGACUGAAGCUUUCAAUCCCGAUGCCAACAUUGCGUCGCACAUGUCCCAUCUCGCUGCUCGUCGUGACCGCUCGCCUACACCACCAGAGAGUAAGCAUUACGAUGCAGAAGCAGAAGUUCGCAACCGUGGGACUGGAUUCUAUCACUUUUCCACCGAUGAGGAGGAGCGCAAGAAGCAAAUGGAAGAUCUCCGAAUUUUGCGAGAAGAGACUUUAUUCAAGCGGAAAUCGGACGAAGAACGGAUGGCUGAGCGCAACGCUCAUUUAGAAUGGCGGCGCAAAGAAAUCGAGAGACUCCGUAAGGAGAAGCUAGAGAAAUGGCGCCUAGAGGACCUCGAAGCCGAACGCAACCCACCUAAGCCAGAAACCGCGCCUCCGCCUAAACCACCACAAAUACAGUUGUUUGAUUCAGACGAGACACCGUUUGAUUCAACAUGCCCGCUAUGGCGACGGUACAUGGUCAUGGUAUAUCCCGAACCAGACGAUAUCCCUGACUCUGAAAAGGAUAAGGAAAAGGACACUUCCUAG
Molecule: messenger RNA, 1221 nt
Organism: Penicillium griseofulvum
Lineage: Eukaryota; Fungi; Ascomycota; Eurotiomycetes; Eurotiales; Aspergillaceae
Product: CCDC174 family protein
Exons: 1
Coding region: 1-1221 (406 amino acids)
Cellular component (GO): nucleus
Source: RefSeq, a predicted model, not a curated record